Molecule: messenger RNA, 1608 nt
Organism: Candidula unifasciata
Lineage: Eukaryota; Metazoa; Mollusca; Gastropoda; Stylommatophora; Geomitridae
Source: the annotation of a GenBank genome assembly
AUGACAAAUCGAUUAAAAAGACGUUACAGUCAAGCCUUUUUGAUGAACGAUGGACGAAAAAGUCAGGUAGUUUUGUUUGAUGAAAGUCGACUGGAUAUCAUUAUACAGCCCAAGUUGUACGCCAGCGAGUUAUUGGAUCUGGUAGCCUCCCACUGUCAGUUGAAGGAGAAGCUCUACUUUGGUCUUGGUUUCAUGGAUGAGACGCAUAACUUUGUCUGGCUUCAGGGAGAGAAAAGAGUCCUGGACCACGAGUUGGCAAAGAAAGCAGAGCUACUGGUUUUUUACUUGGCAAUCAAGUUCUAUGUGGAUACAAUACGACUGUUGCGCGAUGUACAAACUAUGGAGCUCUUUUAUCUAAAUGCAAGACGGCUUGUCUAUCAGGGUCACUUGCAGUGUGAUACUGACACUGUCCUGAAGCUGGCUGCAAUUGUUCUUCAGGCCACUCACGGAGAUUUCGCCAGUGAGCAGAAGACUAAAGAUGGACUCAAAAAACUACCAUUAAUUCCCACUUACACUUUACAAGAGCAUCCAUCAAUAGAAUACUGUGAACAAAACGUGAUUUCUCAGUAUGGAAAACUAAGUGGAACUUCUCGGGGUCAAGCGAUUGUCAAUUAUAUGUCGAUCAUUGAAAGACAAAAGACCUACGGCAUUCAUUAUUUUGAUGUGAAGGACAAGAAAAGCAUGCCCUGGUGGCUUGGGCUUAGCCCUAGUGGUCUGGCUGUCUACGAUAAAGCUGACAAAACGUCGCCUAGAAAAAUAUUUAAGUGGAACGCUGUGGAGAAUGUCUAUUACAGAGACAAGAGAUUUUCAAUAGAAGUCCGCGGAUAUAAAAGAUUUGGAGGGACUAUGCUGGGGAAUGAUGAGCUGUAUCUGAGAAAUGUAAAAGAAUCAUUGGUAUGUAGAGAUGAUGUUUUAGUGUACGCCAGGUACAGAACCGUGGAGGUCAGUAACAUAGAGGUUCAUACAUACUUCACUAGCACUGAACAACUGACCAAAUGUAUUUGGUCCAUGGCUAUAGACCAACACCGAUUCCACCUGGACUGCAGGCGGAGCUUGAACCAUCACUCGACCGCUGGGAGUAUAUCAGAGAUUGCCACACGUCUCAGUAAAAGUACUACGUCAUUACCUGAAUCCCUAGACUCUGGUCUUACCCACAGUUGCAGCUCACACAGUUUCACCAGCCUCUCAGGCUCUACAUAUGGAUUGACAGUAGAGAAGUCUGACUCUCUGAGGGCUGAGAGAGAUAUGUACAGAGCACUUAAAGCAAGACGAGAUGUACUUCAAGAAUCUCUGCAAAAAAAGACAGAAGAAUUAAAACUACUGUGUGUCAAGGAAGCGGAACUGACAGGGAAGCUUCCUGAUGACCUCCCUCUGUGCCCAGGUGAACCACCACCUGUGGUGAGACGUAGAGUAGGAACAGCAUUUUGCCUCUCUGUUAAAAAUGUACAAGAUGCUGAUCAGCUGUCCAAUGAUUUAUCAAAACUGGAACUGGAGGUGGAACUUCAAGAUAAAAUUACAGCAGCCGCUUCUCAACUGGCUAGCGACAGAUCAGUGGCGAAGUUUGUUCGCAAACAGAGGAAGCAGUCUUAUGUCAGAGCUCUUGAAAAG